AUGUCUCCAAAAAAAGUUUUACUAGCUCUUACUUCCUAUAACGAUGUGUUCUACAGUGAUGGAGCUAAGACCGGUGUGUUUGUUGUAGAGGCUUUACAUCCCUUCAACACAUUUAGAAAAAAGGGUUAUGAAGUCGAUUUUGUAUCUGAAACUGGAAAAUUUGGUUGGGAUGAACAUUCCUUAGUUACGGAUUUUCUAGACGGUCAAGACAGAGAUGACUUCUUAAAUAAAAGUUCCGAUUUUAAUAAGACAUUGGCCAGAAUCAAUACUCCAAAAGAAGUAAACGCGGACGAUUAUAGUAUUUUUUUUGCAUCUGCUGGUCAUGGUACCUUAUUUGAUUACCCAAAAGCAAAAGACUUGCAAGACGUUGCAUCUGAAGUCUAUGCUAACGGCGGUGUUGUCGCUGCAGUUUGUCAUGGUCCUGUUAUUUUCGAUGGGUUAACCGACAAGAAAACAGGGAAGCCAUUGAUUAAAGGCAAAUCUAUCACCGGUUUUACUGAUGUCGGUGAGACCAUGCUGGGUGUUGAUAACAUUAUGAAAGCCAAGGGCCUGGCAUCUGUGGAAGAUAUCGCCAAAAAAUAUGGAGCUAAAUAUCUAGCUCCUAUUGGACCCUGGGAUGAUUAUUCAAUCACUGAUGGAAAAGUGGUAACUGGUGUUAAUCCAGCUUCAGCCUACUCCACUGCCGUUAGAUCUAUUGAAGCCCUAGAGAAUUGA
Messenger RNA from Saccharomyces mikatae IFO 1815, 714 nucleotides. RefSeq names its product glutathione-independent methylglyoxalase (gene HSP31). Gene Ontology annotation, molecular function: glyoxalase III activity. The record is from RefSeq and is a predicted model, not a curated record. The coding region runs from base 1 to 714 and encodes 237 amino acids. Lineage: Eukaryota; Fungi; Ascomycota; Saccharomycetes; Saccharomycetales; Saccharomycetaceae. The transcript has a single exon.